AUGUUCCCACCAAGAGGAGUUAUCUCUAUACUUGCUAAGGCUCCCAGCGACGUUGUAGUUAUAUCCUCAUUGCGCACGCCGAUAUGCCGUGCGAAUCGAGGAUCCUUCAAAGACGCGUUUCCUGAAGAGCUUCUUGCCUCUGUACUCGAAGCAACAAUCAACAGAGUGCCCAACCUGGACCCGUCAAUUAUAGAGGAUGUCGCUGUCGGUGUAGUACUGUCUGAGCUUGGAGGCUCUAAAGCUGCGCGCAUGGCUAUGAACCACAUCCGGACAGGGAUGAUCUCUGUGGGAAUUGGAGCGGGAAUGGAAAGCAUGACGCGCAACUACGGGAGCCGAGCUAUCCCAACUGACCUCUGGCCCGCUCUCAGAGAUUCUCCUGUGAAAGAUGCCUUGGACUGCAUUAUUCCAAUGGGAAUUACUUCGGAAAAUGUCGCCGAGCGUUACAGUAUCUCGCGGGAGGAUCAAGAUGCUUUUGCAGUCAGCAGUCACCUCAAGGCGGCAGCAGCCCGAGCAUCUGGACUUUUCUUGGAUGAGAUUGUCCCCGUUUUGCAAAAGCAAUCUGACGGACUAGGAGACGUUGUCGUCGAUACGGACGAUGGUAUUCGACCUCAGGCAAGUCUGGAAGGCCUAGCAAAGUUGAAACCGGCCUUCAGAGAGAACGGAACCUCGACCGCUGGGAACUCAUCUCAAGUCUCAGACGGCGCUGCUGCAACACUUCUCAUGAGACGCAGCACAGCAAAUGAACUCGGUCUGGGCGGCAGCAUCAUGGGCAAAUUUGUUUCCGCAGUCACAGUAGGCUGUGCGCCAGAUGAAAUGGGUGUCGGGCCGGCGAUUGCGAUCCCAAAGCUACUGGACAGCACUGGCCUCACGAAGAAUGAUAUUCACAGAUGGGAAAUCAACGAGGCUUUCGCAAGCCAGGCAAUCUAUUGCUUGAGAAAACUAGGUCUCGAAAGGGCAUACGAGAAUAAUAAUGUCAACCCUAACGGAGGCGCCAUUGCUUUGGGGCAUCCGCUUGGUGCUACAGGUGCAAGACUGACCAGUACGCUACUACAUGGCUUGGGGCGGGCCAAUGGCGGUGAGCUGGGGGUUGUGAGUAUGUGUAUUGGAACUGGCAUGGGUAUGGCCGGAUUGUUUGUACGAGAAUGA
This is a messenger RNA of Fusarium musae, 1146 nucleotides long. RefSeq lists its product as uncharacterized. Lineage: Eukaryota; Fungi; Ascomycota; Sordariomycetes; Hypocreales; Nectriaceae. The coding region runs from base 1 to 1146 and encodes 381 amino acids. Gene Ontology annotation, biological process: fatty acid beta-oxidation; phenylacetate catabolic process. The transcript has 2 exons. Gene Ontology annotation, cellular component: peroxisome. Gene Ontology annotation, molecular function: acetyl-CoA C-acyltransferase activity. The record is from RefSeq and is a predicted model, not a curated record.